This is a messenger RNA of Torulaspora globosa, 2166 nucleotides long. RefSeq lists its product as uncharacterized. Gene Ontology annotation, molecular function: oligopeptide transmembrane transporter activity. Gene Ontology annotation, cellular component: fungal-type vacuole membrane. NCBI's taxonomy places the organism in Eukaryota, Fungi, Ascomycota, Saccharomycetes, Saccharomycetales, Saccharomycetaceae. The record is from RefSeq and is a predicted model, not a curated record. The transcript has a single exon. Bases 1 to 2166 code for a protein of 721 amino acids.
AUGUCAGAGGUUUUAUCAGUCGAUGAUGAGGACGAUCAGCAAUUUCCUUCUCCAGUUGCAUGGAAUGAAAAACCAGAUAUCAAGCAGAUUACUCUGCGAGCUACUUUCAUUGGUCUCCUGAUCGGAUCUCUGGUGUUGAUAUCAAAUUUUCAAUUUGGACUGCAGACAGGAUGGGUUUCGAUGAUGUCGAUGCCGUCAGCAUUGCUGGCGUGUGCUUUCUUCAAGAAGAUAUGGCCGAUAAUGUAUCCCAAUGAUCUCCCAUUCACCGAUGUCGAGACAGUUUAUGUUCAGAGCAUUGCUGUUGCUGUCGGAACAGGUCCUCUGGCUUAUGGCUUUGUCGGGGUCAUUCCGGCCAUCGAGAAGUUCGUUACCAAGGAUGAAAGCGGUGGAACUAGAGAGCAAGGCGAGUUAUUCAGUUUGUACCAAUUGUUAGCGUGGUCCUGCGCAUUGGCCUUCUUUGGAGUUUUCUUUGCUGUGCCACUGAGGAAGCAAGUAAUCGUCAGAGAAAAACUGCCUUUUCCUAGUGGAAGCGCCACAGCGGUCCUCAUUGCGGUCCUGAGCGACUCAGAGAUCUUGCAAGAAGUCUCCCGUCGCGAGUUGCUUGCGAUGAGGACCCGGAGACUGGAUGAGUGCUCUGAGCUCCUGCUAGCAGAUGAAUCCUCGCUGCCUGUGGCGAGGAAUUCAGGCGGUUAUGGGCUUCUUGAGGGAGAGAACCAGACCAGAGGAGAAUCGAACACAUACAACAAAAAUAUAAGCAUUCUCUCGAAGACCUUCAUUGCUUCAUCCAUCUAUACUGUUGGAUCGUAUUUUCUGCCCAUAGUACGGUCCAUUCCUCUCUUCGGAACAUACCUUUCCAAGACUUAUCUGUGGAACAUCCAGCCCUCACCUGCGUAUAUUGGGCAGGGGAUAAUUAUGGGUCUUCCAACUGUUUCCUACAUGCUUUUUGGCUGUGUGCUGGGAUGGGCUAUACUGGCACCCAUGGCGCGCUACGCAGGUUGGGUACAUCCGGAUGCGAGCGUUGAUGACUGGGAAAAGGGCGUUCAUGGUUGGAUUCUGUGGUGCUCCUUAUCGAUCAUGGUGGUAGAUAGCGUGGUGGGAUUCAUUGUCGUGACAGUUAAAUCCAUAGUCAAGUUUUGGUUAGUGGACGAUAAGGCUGCGUUACUGGCCGAUGUGUGGGAGGACUCAUUUCAGUCAAUGCUUUUAGAGGAGGAGAGAAUGAUUAAUAGCCGGAGAAACACCGAGACUAGCAAGCCCCGCAACACCGUCAAGCUUGUUUAUGCUGAUCAGGACCAUGAGGUGGCUUCGAAACACCUGGUUAAAUACACAACCGUAAUCAGUGGUCUUAUUUUCUCAUCAAUCCUGUGCAUUGUACUCGUGAUUUAUCUAUUCGGCGUUGAAGUCAUACCCGUUUAUGCCAUGGUCUCAGCGCUCUUCAUAGCGCUGUUUCUAUCAAUUCUGGGAAUCAGAGCACUGGGCGAAACUGACUUGAAUCCUGUCAGCGGAAUUGGCAAAUUGUCCCAACUCUUUUUUGCCGUGAUAACCCCUCGAAAUCAGGCAGGUUCUGUGUUACUGAACCUUGUUGCCGGUGGAGUUGCUGAGGCCGGGGCCCAGCAGGCGGGAGAUCUAAUGCAAGACCUAAAGACAGGUCACUUACUAGGAGCAUCUCCGAAAGCUCAAUUUGUCGCCCAGUUGUUAGGCGCCAGCUGGUCUGUCGUGAUGUCGAGUAUAAUGUACAUCUGCUAUAACAAGGUUUAUCACAUCCCCGAUAAACAGUUCAGAAUUCCAACCGCCAUUGUAUGGGUGGACUGCGCUAGGCUUGUAACGGGCAGAGGUCUCCCAGACAGAGCCUUGGAGUGCUCGAUUGCUCUAGGCUUCGUCUUCGGCAUAUUCUCGCUGAUCAAGAACUGUUAUCGUGAUUCGGGCCACAAAUGGUUGCUCUACAUUCCCUCUGGUGUCGCUGUCGGUGUCGGCAUAUACAACACGCCCAGCUUCACAAUUGCACGCUUUGUUGGAGGACUGCUGUCAUCCGUAUGGCUACAUAAGCACAGGGGAGACGUGGGAGCGAAAACGAAGAUGACCGUCUUCAGCUCAGGAUUAAUCCUAGGGGAAGGCGUGUGCAGCAUAUUCGACAUGCUUUUCACGAAUAUGAACGUUCCUCACUUCUAA